AAGUGGUGAUGGAACAUAGUUUAUGUAAUACUUCGCACUACCGAAGGGGGGUGAUAUAAAAAGCCCAAAACUUUAAAGCCCAGAAGAUAAUCGUGAAACGUGUGUGUACAAGCAACAGCAGACAACAUUGUUGCUGUAGACUCGCAGUAUUGAUGUUUGACUUCUAUUGCAGCCCGGGUCACGUGAGGAUCAGAGACUUGAAGACAAGCUCGAUCGAUCCAUUGAACUCGUCGCUGCGUGUCGUCUUUUGUUUGAUCAGAUGUUUGAUACUCGAGUAGGAUGGGCUUUCACACCUGGCGCUGUUUACAUCAGACCUUAAGCGACUUCGGAGCUAGUGUUGUUUUGGCUUUUUAAGUUAUAACGCGAUCUAACGUUAGUAAAAUUAAAAACAGGACGACUGCGGACUUUUUUCAUAAUUUUUCCUGAUGUCGGACUGCAGCUCGUCGGCUUCAGAUGAGGAUUUGGAUCCGGAGAUAGAGCUGCCGGACGAGCUCGGCGGCACGCUCACUAAGUGGACAAACUACAUUCAUGGAUGGCAGGACCGCUGGAUUGUGCUGAAGGGCAAUAUUCUCAGUUACUACAGGUCAGCAGAUGAGAAGGAGUUCGGCUGUAGAGGGUCCAUCUGUCUCAGCAAGGCUGUCAUCACGCCUCAUGAGUUUGAUGAGUGCCGGUUUGACAUCAGUGUGAACGACAGCAUAUGGUACCUGAGGGCUGAACAUCCUUUGCUCCGGCAGCAGUGGAUCGAUACCAUUGAACUUCACAAGGCUGAGUCAGGCUAUGGGUCUGAGAGCAGUUUACGCCGCCAUGGCUCCCUACUGUCCCUCACCUCUGCCGCCAGCGGCCUCUCCACCACCUCCGCAUCCUCCUGCAAGAAUGUUCAUUUGCAAACUGUUGAACAGAAGGGAUACAGCCUGCGGGAAAAGCUAGCGGAAAUGGAGACUUUCCGGGACAUUCUUUGCAGACAGGUGGACACAUUGCAGAAGUAUUUUGACAACUGCGCAGAUGCUGACAGUAAAGAUGAGCUCCACAGGGACAAAGUAUCUGAGGAUGAGGAAGACUUUCCAACCUUACGACCAGAUGGAGAUUAUCUGCUCAACAACAACAAUAGCAGCAAAGAGAAAUUAUUCCCUGUGGACAACCUCAAAGGUCCCUUAGGCAUCGAUUUCAAGGGUGAAGCCAUCACAUUUAAAGCUACUACAGCAGGAAUCCUGUCCACACUGUCCCACUGCAUUGACAUUUUGGUCAAACGAGAGGAGAGCUGGCAAAGACGACUUGAUAAGGAAAUCGAAAAGCGAAAACGGGCAGAAGACGCAUACAAAGCUGCAUUGACGGAGCUGAAGAAGAAGCCUCAUUAUGGAGGACCAGACUAUGAAGAAGGACCAAACAGUCUGAUCAAUGAAGAGGAGUUCUUUGAUGCUGUGGAAGCUGCGUUGGAUAAACAUGACCAGAUCGAAGAGCAAUCCCAGGCAGAAAGGAGCAGGGCAUCUCGACAGAUCUCCCUCACUCCAGACACCUGUUCCUCCAUCAGCACUCAGAAAUACUUGACUAAGCCUCGCAGUCAAACUUCCUCCUUAUCCUCCGUUGACCUCAUAAGUGCCUCCGAUGACGUGCACAGGUUCAGUGCUCAGGUUGAGGAGAUGGUGCAGAGCCACAUGAAUUACUCUUUGCAGGAUGUGGGUGGAGAUGCUAACUGGCAGCUGGUUGUUGAAGAAGGGGAUAUGAAGGUGUACAGGAGAGAAGUGGAGGAGAACGGCAUCGUUCUGGAUCCUUUCAAAGCUACGCAUGCUGUCAGAGGGGUCACAGGUCACGAGGUCUGCCACUACUUUUGGGACACAGCUUUUCGGAACGACUGGGAAACAACUGUUGAAAGCUUUCAAGUGGUUGAGACACUCUCAGAUAAAGCGGUCAUCAUUCAUCAGACACAUAAGAGGGUGUGGCCUGCUUCCCAGAGAGAUGUGCUUUACAUAUCAGUCAUCCGAAAAAUUCUCUCCACUAAUGAGAAUGAUCCAGACACCUGGCUGGUGUGCAACUUCUCAGUGGAUCAUGACGGCUAUCCACCUUCUGCUAGAUGCAUUCGUGCCAAAAUCAAUGUAGCCAUGAUCUGUCAAACACUAAUCAGCCCACCAGAGGGAGACAAAGAGAUCACCAGAGACAACAUCCUCUGUAAAAUCACAUAUGUAGCCAAUGUAAAUCCUGGAGGUUGGGCUCCUGCAUCAGUCCUGCGAGCUGUAGCCAAGAGAGAAUACCCCAAGUUCCUUAAACGCUUCACCUCAUAUGUUCAAGAGAAGACCAGUGGUGAGGCUAUUCUCUUCUGAACAACACCAGGUUGUUUAAUCUACAUUCCCAGUUUGCUUUCUGACUCAAAUGAAGAAACGCCUUAUUCACAAUGCUCUACCAUCAGAGAGAGCUGCUCUGCCCAAGUGCUCUUGACACUCUUCUGAAACCUUUUAAACCCGUAUCCAUACAGGCGCUACACCAAAACCAAAAAUGGUACAAAGUCUGUAAAAGCACCUUUGAAGAGUGCAAACACACUAGAAUAACCAACACAGCCUGUUCAUCUUCAGAAGGCCUUACUUGUUUUUCUGUAAAUGAGCUAUGGCUCAGGUUUUAUUAAAGUAAUUUACAUUUUUGUAAAUAUUUGAUCAGAGUUUGAGGUCUGACUAUGGCCUUGAUGAGAUAUACAUAUGCUGUAAACUUGAUGCCUUGAUCUAAUCCCAGCAUCUUCUCAGCUGUACGUGAGCUUUCUCACUGGCCAUUUGUUUUAGGAAGACCCUUUUCUAGCCCCAAUGAUCAGUAGGAUGUCAGGAACUUCAGAUCUUUUGUACAGUUAGUAUCUAAAUGUUUAAGAUUAUUUACAUAUGAAGGCAUUAUACAUUUUGAUCAUUGUAAUUCAUUAAUGUGGCUUUAGGCAAAGUGUACAUUUAUUGGGAAGUGCUUGUAUAAGACGAUAAUCAAAGUAGAGAGGGUAUUUUGGUAGACGUGAAAAGUUGGUAAUGACUUGUAUUGGACCACAAUUGCCUUUCUUUUUUUGUCUUGUAUUUCUUUUCUUUUCAUUUUUUUCUUGUUUUAAAGUUGUCACUUUAUUUGCGACUUUUUGGGACCCUUAAAUGGCAGUUUCAACAAUGUCAAUCCACUUCUUAAAGAAUUGGUUCAUCACUACCUGUUGGGCUUCCAUCUACACAAUUUAUGUAGAAUUACUGCAGUUGUGCCAUCUAUGCUUAUGAAAGAAAGGGAAUUGUAAUAGAAUUUCACAGGGGGUUUUUUUUGUCACUUUUUGUGGUCCAAUUCACUAUAUGGAGCAGUUAAUAUAUUAAGCACAUUUUUAACUAUCACUAGUCUUAAAGGGUAGUUCAUGCAAAAUGACCAUUUUUCCUCAUCCUCAUGUUGUUCCAAACCUGUAUGACUGACUGACUUCUGUAGAACACAAAAGAAAAUGUUUUUCUCCGUACAGUGGAUGUCAAUGGUAACCAAAUCUGCUUGGUUACCAACAUUCUUUAAAAUAUUUUUUGUGUUCUUUUGAAAGUCAUUCAGGUUUGGAACAAGUAAAGUAAAUGAUUUUUAUUUUUGAGUGAACUAUCCUUUUAAAAAAGGCCUCGAGGUCAUGAUUUCUUAGAUAAAUGAAAUGCACAUGUAAGACACCACCAUUCAUUUAAGUAUGCAUCAUAAUAUGUUCAAUAUAUUUUCUGUAACAUUGUUUGCACUAAACAAUCUUAUUUUUUUGUUUCAUAAUCCCAUUAUAGUCUUUCCAUACUAAUACUUGAGUUCAGAACGCCUAAUUUGAUGUGUGUAAGGUGCAAGUUAUGAAUUCAUUGCAUUACUUGCCUGGCUGCCACUACAGAUUUGCAGCUGCAGUUCUGCUUCGAGCACUUUUAUUUAGUUUAAUGGUGUGAAACUCUUUGCUCAUGACAGCAGGAACAAGAAACUUUCUGAACUUUCUGGUUUUAUUUUGAGAUUGAUCUACAAAUGUUGAAAGCUUUUCGGAAAGAAAAGUUUUGUAAAUGACUUCUUUCUAAAUGUAUGUAGUAUUACCAAUUUAUUAAUGGAACCAAAUUUUAUGAAAAAAAAAUCACUUUUUCAUUUGAUGUUCUUGCCUAUAGUUUGUUAAUCUCAUUUAAGGAUUAUUUUCUGUGUUGUUGAGGUUCAUACAGGAGGAAUAUCUUGCUGUACAAUGCAAUAACCUACAGUAUCUCA
Messenger RNA from Sinocyclocheilus anshuiensis, 4191 nucleotides. It is a transcript of the gene cert1a, whose product is annotated as ceramide transporter 1a. The record is from RefSeq and is a predicted model, not a curated record. The transcript has 18 exons. Bases 426 to 2315 code for a protein of 629 amino acids. Gene Ontology annotation, molecular function: lipid binding. Gene Ontology annotation, biological process: ER to Golgi ceramide transport. NCBI's taxonomy places the organism in Eukaryota, Metazoa, Chordata, Actinopteri, Cypriniformes, Cyprinidae.